UGUAUCAAUAUCAGGUUUAGUUUUAGCAUCAAGGAGAGGCUAGGAUUGCUUACAAAUCCAAAAAAGAGAAGAUAUACCCCUUAAAAUCCUUAUCCUAUCUUCUUCUUCUGUCCUUCACUUUUCCCACUAGAUUUUCUUACCCUCACUCUCUCUUCUUUCUCUUUCACUCUCUUUUCUUUUCUAUUUUCUAUUACUCUUUCUUUCCAUUUAAUUCAAUUCUCAUAUUUGGACCUCAACUCAAAUCUUCUUUAAAUUAAUUCUCAACCAUUAAUCAAUUAAGUUUCUGGAAUUAUAUGCAUCCUGUUUCUUCCAUCUACCUUCUUAGUUUUUGUUUUUGAAGUAAAAACAAAGAUUAAUUAAUUGCUGUGCUGAAAGUAAAUGGCCCCAAAAUCAGGUAGAGGUAAGACUAACAGAGCCAAGGGAGAGAAGAAGAAAAAGGAAGAGAAAGUUGUGCCUAGUGUUAUUGACAUCACAGUCAUAACCCCAUAUGAGACGCAAGUAAUUCUCAAGGGUAUCUCCACUGACAAGAUACUGGAUGUGAAGAAGCUAUUGGCUGUGAAUGUAGACACAUGCCAUCUUACAAACUAUUCUUUAUCUCAUGAGGUUAAAGGCCAAAGGUUGAAUGAUAGAGUAGAGGUUGCGACUCUGAAACCUUGCGUGCUGAAAAUGGUUGAAGAGGACUACAUUGAAGAAGCCCAAGUUGUGGCCCAUGUUCGGAGGCUAUUGGAUCUUGUGGCCUGCACUACUAAGUUUGCGAAGCCCAAACGAUCACCCUCGACUCCAGACUCCAAGACCAAGAAAAGUAACAGUAGGCCCACGACCCAACAAACCAGGAAUUCGGGCCCACAACAAAAGGCGCCGGAUGGCGGCGACGUGAAUUCACGGCUGCCGCAACCGGAGGCGGGCGUAUCGGCGAUAUCGGAGAGCCUGGGUAUGGCGCCAAUCCACCCGACGCCGAAGCUUUCCGAUUUCUAUGAUUUCUUUUCUUUUUCUCACCUCUCCCCUCCUAUCUUACAUUUCAAGAGAUGUGAGGAUGUAGAAGAGAGGCGGGAUGCAGAUUAUUUUCAGAUGAAGAUUAAGAUAUGCAAUGGAAAACAGAUACAAGUGGUUGCAUCCGUAAAAGGGUUUUAUACGGUUGGAAAACAGUUUCUACACAGCCAUUCACUGGUUGAUCUUCUGCAACAGCUCAGUCAAGCUUUUGCAAAUGCAUAUGAAUCCUUGAUGAAAGCUUUUAUCGAACACAAUAAGUUUGGUAAUCUACCAUAUGGAUUUCGAGCAAAUACUUGGCUUGCCCUUCCUCCUGUUAUUGACUCUCCAUCAAAUUUCCCAUCCCUACCAACAGAAGAUGAAAACUGGGGUGGAAAUGGUGGAGGCCAGGGAAGAAAUGAUGAAUAUGAUCAUCAACCAUGGGCUACGGAUUUUGCAAUAUUGGCUAGCCUUCCUUGCAAAACUGAGGAGGAGAGGGUAGUUAGAGACCGGAAAGCCUUUUUGGUUCAUAGUAAAUUUGUUGAUGUGUCAAUCCUCAAAGCUGCAGCAGCAAUACGUCGUUUCAUCGAUUCCAAUUUGAAGGCAAAGGUUACAAACAAUCUCUCCCCUAGAUCGGUUUUGCAUAAGGAUCUUGUGGGAGACUUGUCCAUCGUAAUUAAACAUGAUGCAGUAGAUGCAAGCUCAAAGUCUGAUGAUAAAGUUAAUGAUGAAUUAUCUGCUGUUUCUGCUAAGGAAUGUAUAAAGAAGAGUUUGUUGAAGGGUUUAACUGCUGACGAGAGUGUAAAUGUUCGUGAUACUUCAUCUUUGGGUGUUGUCAAUGUAAGACAUUGUGGGUACAAUGCAACAGUAAAAGUUGUAGGCAAUGUGAAGAGAAGGAAGCUUGAGGGUCAAGAUAUUGAAAUUGAUGAUCAGCCAGAUGGAGGAGCAAAUUCUCUUAAUCUUAACAGCUUGAGGGUUCUCCUUCACAAGUUUAAUGCUGAAUCACCAAUAGGUAGCCCACCUGAUUUGGAUAGUUUGGAAGCCUCGAGGUGUCUGGUUCGAGGAGUAAUCAAAGAGAGCUUGAAAAAGUUAGAAGACAAGCCUGACAUACCAGAACGAUCUAUUAGAUGGGAACUUGGUUCCUGUUGGGUGCAGCAUCUACAAAAGCAGGACACAGAAACUGAAAAUAAUUCAAAGAAUCCUGGGAAUGAUAAUGAUGCUGAACUAGCUGUAAAAGGACUUGGGAAAAAAUUUAAACUUCUGAAGAAGAGGGAAAAGAAAACAGGCGAUCAAAGUAAUACAUGUAAUAUGGAAGAGCUUGAUGUUAGUUCUAGCAGCCAUGAGGGAUUAGUUAAGGAAGAGCUAAACAAUGCCGAGGAGUUUAGCAGUGAAGCAGAUUUGAAAGAACUUAUUUCUGAAGAUGCCUUCUUGAGACUGAAGGAAACUGGAACCAAUCUUCAUCUGAAGUCAGCAGAUGAACUUAUCAAGUUGGCACACAAAUAUUACGAUGAAGUUGCCUUACCAAAGCUGGUUACAGACUUUGGAUCGCUUGAACUUUCUCCAGUUGAUGGCCGUACACUAACAGACUUCAUGCAUUUAAGGGGACUGAAGAUGCGAUCUUUGGGUCGAGUGGCUGAUCUUGCAGAGAAGCUUCCCCACAUACAAUCUCUUUGUAUUCAUGAGAUGGUUACUCGAGCUUUCAAGCAUAUACUUAGAGCAGUCAUAGCUUCUGUCGACAGUUUUUCGGACAUACCUGCAGCAAUAGCUGCAUCCUUAAAUUUUUUACUUGGACAUCAUGGGAUCAGAAACACUGACCAAAAUUUGAAUGAUGAUCAUGCCCUCAAAUUUCAAUGGUUAGAGAAAUUUCUAUCUAGAAGAUUUGGUUGGACACUGAAAGAUGAAUUUCCAUACAUGAGAAAGUUCUCAAUUCUCCGAGGACUUUGCCAUAAGGUUGGGUUGGAGUUGGUCCCUAGAGAUUAUGACGUGGAAUCCCCAAAACCUUUCAGAAAAUAUGAUAUUAUUGGCUUGAUCCCUGUGUGUAAGUAUGUAUCGUGCUCGUCAGCUGAUGGACGGAACCUAUUAGAAUCGUCAAAAAUUGCUCUUGAUAAAGGAAAGCUAGAGGAUGCUGUUAAUUAUGGCACUAAGGCACUAGCAAAGAUGAUAGCUGUUUGCGGUCCCUAUCAUCGAGCUACUGCAAGUGCUUACAGUCUUCUAGCCGUAGUUCUUUACCAUACUGGCGAUUUCAAUCAGGCAACCAUAUAUCAGCAAAAGGCUUUAGAUAUUAACGAGAGGGAACUUGGGCUUGACCAUCCAGAUACUAUGAAAAGCUAUGGGGAUCUUUCAGUGUUUUAUUAUCGUCUUCAACACAUUGAAUUAGCUCUGAAGUAUGUAAAUCGUGCUUUAUACCUUCUUCAUUUUACGUGUGGACUAUCUCACCCCAACACAGCUGCAACAUAUAUAAAUGUGGCUAUGAUGGAAGAGGGCAUGGGAAAUGUUCAUGUUGCUCUUAGAUACCUGCAUGAAGCUCUUAAGUGCAACCAAAGAUUACUAGGAUCCGAUCAUAUACAAACUGCUGCAAGUUAUCAUGCCAUAGCAAUAGCACUGUCAUUGAUGGAAGCAUAUUCACUUAGUGUGCAACAUGAGCAAACUACACUCAAGAUACUUCAAGCCAAACUAGGACCAGAAGAUCUUCGUACUCAGGAUGCAGCUGCAUGGCUGGAAUAUUUUGAAUCAAAAGCACUCGAGCAGCAGGAAGCGGCUAGAAAUGGAACGCCAAAGCCAGACGCAUUAAUUGCAAGCAAAGGUCACCUUAGUGUAUCAGAUCUUCUGGAUUACAUCAGUCCUGAUCAAGAUUCAAAAGGAAGUGAUGCACAGAGGAGACAGCGACGUGCAAAGGUGUUGCAAGUGGAUGAUAAAAUACGUGAAGAAAAUCAUGUUGCAAUACUUGACAACGACCAGCCCAAUGACAUUUUAGAAAACAGUACACCUAAAAUGGAUGGUGAAACAGAAAUGAGAGGUGUUACACAAUUAGAGGUAGGCAGGCUUCAUCCUCAAGAAACAGAAGAAAAUGAUGACGUUUCUAAGUCUGGGAUGAGAAUUACAAACAAAGUUGAUGAAGAAACAAUUUCAGACGAAGGUUGGCAAGAAGCCAAUACAAAAGGCCGGUCAGGGAAUACGGCUACUGGUCGAAAGCCAGGGAGAAGAAAGCCAGUCCUUGCAAAGCUAAACGUACGCAGUGAAACUUCAAAUUUUAGAGAAAGCAGACAUGGUCGAGAAAUCAUUGCACAUGCACAACAUGUUCCUCCAAAAACCAUUCCUUCUGAGUUGUCUCCUCUGAAGCAUUCAAGGGCCGCACAACCUUCUCCAUCUAAGGUCUCCUCCAUCCCAGCCCCUCAUACUACCAUGGCUUCAAAAUCUUUAUCUUACAAAGAAGUAGCUUUGGCACCACCAGGCACAGUUCUAAAGCCGUUAUCAGAUGAAGCAUUAGAACUAAAUGCUGAGAAACCAGAAACCCAGAUGUGUAACAGUCUACCAGAGACAUCAAUGGUUGAAGAAAGCAAAAGUAAUUCCAUGGUCGAAGCAAGCAUAAACAAUGAAACAGAAGAAACUCAAGCAAAUUCAACUCACUUGGAAAAUAAUGGCCUAGAAAUUGAAGAGAAAGUGAUGAAACAAACAAAUGUAAGUAAGCUCUCUGCUGCAGCAGAACCAUUCAAUCCUGGGCCAAUGUCUGUGACUCACCCUUUAAAUUCAGUUGCAGUGACAAGUGUUUAUGACGUGAGAGCUAGUCAAGGAAUGCUUUCAGAGGCUGCUCUUCCCCCUGUUGUAGCUAGAGCUCCUUGUGGACCUAGAUCACCUCUGUAUUAUAGAAGCAAGGAUUCUUUCCGCAUAAGACAUGGGUUUCUGAAAUUCCGAGCUCCAAUGAAGGAAAGAAUUGGAUCUGGGCCACCAAGAAUUAUGAACCCGAAUGCACCAGAGUUUGUUCCAAGGAGAGGUUGGCAAAUAAAUCAUGUUCAUGCAGGCACAGUACAAGUUCAACCUGAAUCAGAUACAUCUUUAGAAAUUCCUAGUCAAGCAGAGGACGAGAAACUGAAUGAGAAAUCUUAUAACAAUCUUAACAAUGGUACUUUCAAAAAGAGUGUUUCGGAGUCUGAAAAGUCCGAGCUUGCAAGGCAGAUUCUGCUAAGCUUCAUUGUAAAGUCCGUCCAGCAUAACAUGGAUCCUGAGGGUGCUUCUGAAGAUAGUGAGAAGAAAAAUGAGUUUGUUUCAGAAAAUUAUUCUGAUGCAAUAGAAAACGACAGUGCCAUUAUAAAAAUUCACUAUGGAAAUGAAGGAAAAACGGAAGUGGCUUCUCAAUCUAGUAAUAGUGAGCAAAAACAAGUAAUAGAUAUAAACAGCGAGAAAAAUGGAGACGGUGAAGGAUUCACAGUUGUUAAGAAGAGGAGAAAAAACCGGCAACAAUUACCAAAUGGGGUGACUGGUUUAAACAACCAGCAAUCCAUCUGUGCCUCUGUUCGUUGAAGUCACCAGGAAUUAGCAUUGUCUUGUCCAUCUCACAUCACAUUUUAACGAUGUAGAAAGUUUCAAAAAAGAAAAAUAGAGGAAAUUUUUUGGUCUUCAUGUUGUUUUGAUUCUAUUGAUUUUAGAUUUUUAACAUCCUAAUAAAUUAACAUGUAGAAGUUUUCUUCUCUUUGUUCAGAGAUUUUGAUCAAUAAAUUCUUUUCCGGUUUAAUUUUCA
Messenger RNA from Ziziphus jujuba (common jujube), 5701 nucleotides. RefSeq names its product protein REDUCED CHLOROPLAST COVERAGE 3. Lineage: Eukaryota; Viridiplantae; Streptophyta; Magnoliopsida; Rosales; Rhamnaceae. The coding region runs from base 379 to 5484 and encodes 1701 amino acids. Gene Ontology annotation, molecular function: protein binding. The record is from RefSeq and is a predicted model, not a curated record. The transcript has 23 exons. Gene Ontology annotation, cellular component: cytoplasm. Gene Ontology annotation, biological process: organelle organization.